AUGGAUAUCACACCAGAUAAAGGCGAUGAAAUGGCAAGAUCAUCAUCAACAUUAUCAAUUGGUCCCAUUUCCAGUAAAGCCGAACGUGAAGAUAAGAUAGAAGAGAAAAAAGGUUCUGCUCAAAUAGCACUAGAUGAUUCAGAAUAUCCAGCAGCAGUUUUGGACAUGUUAAACACGAUGAGCGAGGUCAACAUGCUAAUCGGAAAAAUCGUCUUCCAGAUGAAAUAUCCAUUGCCGUUUAAAGGCCGAAAAUCACAUUACAGUCUCCAUUACUCCCAACGUGUAUAUUUACCGGAAGAUCUUAACGUGAAAAUAAUGUUCAACAUGUUUUUGCAACAAAAUCCUAAGAAAAAGGUUUCCUACAAGACUUACAGAACUAUAUUUGUAACUAAAUUCAACAUAAGUUUUGUCUAUCUACGAACGGAUACUUGCAGUGCCUGUGAUGAGCACAAGGCCAAGAAAAUGAGCAUCGAAAACGAUCUUUCACAAGAAGCGCGUUUAUCUCGUUUGGAAACAGAACAUAAAUUGCAUCUUCUAAAAGCUGAAAUGUUUUACAAAAGAAAGAGAGCAAUCCGUUUAAAUUCUCAAAAACGUACAGAAAAAGGGGCAAUAGCAAUGGAUUUUUAA
Psylliodes chrysocephalus is the source of this 627-nucleotide messenger RNA. Lineage: Eukaryota; Metazoa; Arthropoda; Insecta; Coleoptera; Chrysomelidae. The record is from the annotation of a GenBank genome assembly.